Molecule: messenger RNA, 7985 nt
Organism: Brienomyrus brachyistius
Lineage: Eukaryota; Metazoa; Chordata; Actinopteri; Osteoglossiformes; Mormyridae
Gene: sash1a
Product: SAM and SH3 domain containing 1a
Exons: 20
Coding region: 1282-5133 (1283 amino acids)
Molecular function (GO): protein binding
Source: RefSeq, a predicted model, not a curated record
UGUUAUUAGUGCAUAAAAAGCGAGGAGGGGAUGGACCACGAAGAGCAACUUUCGGGCGAGAAGAAACGUACGGGUUGUGAAACAAACAAGUCCACGAUUCGCAGUCAGAUUAAAGCGAGCCGGGGCAUCGUCUUCGUUUAAUCUGGCACGCUGUAUUUCUUUGCUACCAUAAGUGAAGUUUACGUCUGCCGAAACGUGUUGCCUCGGCUUUGCAUGACAGCUUCGCAAGAAAAACCCGGCAGGAUUUAUUUAAUGCAGCCGCUGAUGAUCUGUGGAUCUAGGUAUGUCAGCGAGCGAUCCGGGAGCGACCGUGUGGACUGCACUGUUUAGCUGAUUAAACGCAGGCGUGCAAAGCAAGCCUGGCUCUUCUGGGGAUCAGCGUUUCAAAUGCAUGUAUCGCUGUUCUUUGCGAGGUGCAUUAGCAUUUUCGGAACGCUUAGACAAUCCGAGGCACACUCUGCUGGAAGCGAUGUCAAAACCAGCUAGCAGUGCUUUGCAUUAAAAGGAAGCGCAAUGCAUUUUUAUUUAUAACGGUGUUUUUUUUCCAGUACGUAUAGAGAAGGAGAGCGGCCAAGGUGAGCAAAGCAUGUAUGCAGAACAAAACAGAUGACAAGCAAAGUCACAACUUCAGGCUCUCAGUGCACGGCACGGUUACAGAUUGAGAGCAAACUGUAAGCGGAGUUCCUCUGAAACCCAAUGCCUCGCAAUGGCAGUGCAAUAGGAGGGUGAUCACUUAAGGCAAUUAAAAAGGAGACUUAUGUCUUUAAGAGAGGACACUCACUGAUUCUAAGUGGAAGUGCUGUAGAUAUUAAGGAUCUGUAAGCGUAUAUUAUGGCUGAUAUGCGGUGACAUGUGAGAUGAUUUGUUUUAACGUGUCAGCUGUUUGGGAAGAGGAGAAUGCGGAUGUUCGUAGUUGAUUCCCAAGAUUUGACUGAUACGAGCGGUGGCAUCUCAAUCUGGGAGACUGAGAACACGACAGUUUGUGGGAUCAAUCAACUCAUUAUUAUAAUUUUCCGUCUUUGUCUGCACGUAGAAAAACAAUAGAAUUGCACAGUGCACAGAUUCUCAUUGUGUGGAUUUUGUGAAAAAGCGACCAAAAGGGAAUUUGCUUUAGUGUUUCUUCUCGAGGACCGGGCUGAGACCCCAAGACAUGCGCGACGCACGUGCCUCGGGGUCGGGUGCGUGCGAGCCGUAAGCCGUCGCGGCGUUGUGACUGCGCCCCAAAGAAGGUCCCCCUUCGGAGCAAAGCCGCUGUCAAGUGCAAGUUUUCCGCUCGCCACGAUGAUGAGCAACGGCCCCACUAUCGUGUACGAGUGGCUCAAAACGCUGCGUCUGUGUCAGUACGUGGAGUCCUUCGUGGACAAUGGGUAUGACGACCUGGAGGUCUGCAAGCAAAUUGGGGACCCCGAUCUGGACGCCAUUGGGGUCUUCAUUCCACACCACCGGCAGAGGAUUCAUGAUGCGGUGCAGAGGCUGAAGGAAGAGGACAAAGAGGCAGCCUCUGGGCUGUACUUCACCCUGGAGCCCAUGCCCCUGAACUCAGACAUCUACACCAGCCACAUGGUGGAACAGUACGAGAGCAAACUCCGGGGCUCAAAGUCGUGGACUGAACCUAAAAGCGAGCGAGUGCCCAGGAGCCAGGGCUGUCCGGGCACCCACAGGAAUCUGACUCUCGGCCAUCACAAGGAGCUGGUGGUUUAUCCAAAGCUCAAGCUGAAGAUAAUGAUUCGGGAUAAGCUCAUCAGGGAUGGAAUUAACCUCAGCAAGCCACCAUACUCAAACAAGGACGGCUCCCUGGGGAACAUCGACGACCUGGCGCAGGAGUACUCCGAGUACUACAACACCUACUUCAGCGACGUCUCUGAGAGGAUGGAGGAGCUGCGGAAGCGGGACGUGUCCCAGGACGCGGAGACGGAGAAGGCAGAAGCCAGUCCCCCCUCACAGCUCCAACUGCGGGCAGAGGUCCAGGAGUCACUGGGCUUCAGCAGCACGGUGUCCACUCCCGAGAGUGAGAGGAAGGUGCCUUUGUACAAGUCGAGCUCUGAAGAGGGCUGCGGAGGGAGGUGGGACAGCAAGAAGAAGAGCAAGUCUUUCUGGCAGAAUUUUCGCAAGUCUCAGAAAGGCGUGAUGCGUCAGACGUCGAAAGGAGAAGACAUCGGUUAUGUUGCCAGUGAGAUCACCAUGAGUGCUGAAGAGCGCAUCCAGCUGAUGAUGAUGGUGAAAGACAAGAUGAUCACUGUUGAAGAAGCCCUUGCCCGGUUGAAGGAGUAUGAGAUGCACAACAGGCAGUCGGGCAGUACUGACAAUGCCGAGGGGACUGAUGGCUCCGGUCUCACUGUAAUCGAGUCCUCAAACUGUAAUUCUCGGGAACCGUCCGACGACGAGCUGGAGGACUCUGUGAAGUUCAGGAGGCUGCACAAGCUGGUCAACUCCACCCGCAGGGUGCGGAAGAAGCUCAUCAAGGUGGAGGACGGCAGGAAGCCUGAGGAUCCGUUUGGGUUCGAGGCGUCCCCGACGUGCGAGGACAAGUCCGCACUCUACGCCGGCGUGCAGAAGAAGCCCCCCCUUGCCCCGGAUGAGUCGCGGUCCUCCCUGCUGCAGGAACAGAUGUCUCUGGACGGGGACGCGGACAGCCUGACCACGUCGCCGUCCUCCAGCAGCCUGGACACCUGGGGCAGCCACAAGCUGGUGAAAGCCUUCAGCAGAUCCGGCGGCGGAGGUCACGGCCUGAUCCGGCCGGCCAGGAAGCCAGGCAGCGGCUCCUCGUUCUCGGAGGCCGACGGCAAUGGCGAGGAGGACCCGAGGGUGAAUCGCUCCAUGCCGGAUGGGGAAAUGCGGAAGGCCCUCCCGGCACUCAGCCACGGGAGAACAUGCAGUUUCGGUGGAUUUGACCUGUCCAAUCGUGCGCUCCACGUGGUCGGCACAGCCACGGACCCUGAUAGCAAGGAGCAGGAGCCCAUGUACAAGGACGUGGUGAAGUCCCCCACCACGUCACGCAUCUCCAAGAAGGUGAAGUCCGUCAAGGAGACCGUGAGGAAGCGGAUUUCGAAGAAGUACAGUGCCUCCGCGUCUGAGCAGUCGAGCCCAGACGGCACCCCCAGCUCCCCACAGUCUCCCCAGCCGGACACGGACUCCUUGGAAAAGCCCCCCAAGCUAAAGGCGGGGGGGUCUGUGGAAAGCCUGCGUAGCUCUCUGAGUGGUCAGAGCUCUAUGAGUGGUCAGACUGUGAGCACCACAGACUCGUCAGCCAGUAAUCGGGAGAGCGUGAAGUCGGAGGACGGCGAUGAAGAAGAGCCCCCCUACGGUGGCCCCUUCUGUGGCCGUGCCCGGGUCCACACCGACUUCACGCCCAGCCCCUAUGACACCGACUCCCUCAAGCUGAAGAGGGGUGACGUCAUUGACAUCAUCAGUAAGCCUCCAAUGGGGACCUGGAUGGGCCUACUCAACAACAAGGUGGGCACCUUCAAGUUCAUCUACGUGGACGUGCUGAGUGAGGAGGCGGAGAAGCCAAAGCGGCCAAUGAGGCGGAGGAAGAAGGGCCGGCUGCCCAAGCCCAGCUCCGUGGAAGAGCUGCUGGAACGCAUCAACCUGAAGGAGCACAUGCCCACCUUCCUCUUCAACGGCUACGAGGACCUGGACACCUUCCGGCUGCUGGAGGAGGAGGAUCUGGAUGAGCUGAACAUCCGAGAUCCUCAGCACCGGGCCAUGCUUCUGACUGCGGUGGAGCUGCUGCAGGAGUGCGACAGCAGCAGCGAUCCCGAGCGCAACGCCCUGGCCGGCUCGCAGGAGAAGCUUCUGUCGGACGAGCCGGCGCCGGCCCAUGACUCGCCGCGGGACUCGGGCUGCUACGAGAGCAGCGAGCACCUGGAGCACGGGAAGGGCCCCAGGACAGCCAGCUCCUUCAGCUCCUCGGCGGACUCUGAGUCUGGCCCACUUCGGCAGCCAGACUAUCCGACUCUGCCCAUGACCCGGUCCACGGAGGUUCUGCAGCAGGGCAGGAAGGAGCAUCGAUCUAGCAGGCCAUUCUCUCUUCAGGGGCUGCCCCCCCCGAGAAGGCAGCAGGGCAGCACCCCCAUGCCCCCUAGCCGCAGCUGCGAGGUGCUGGGCGACACGGCCCUGGUAUUGGUGCGUCCUCCGUGGAAGCGCUGCCACUCGCUGGGCAACAUCCAGUGGGAGCAGGCCUUUGACAGGAAAAAGCCGCCUGCCCCUGUCUCACGGCCACUGUCAUCCUCAUCGUCACCUCCACAAGAUCCACCAGGGGGCGGGGCAGCCGGCUCUCCAGAAAUUCCCGUGGACCAGCCCAGCCCGGCACUGCCGUUGGCCACUCCUUUACGCUUUGGAGACCCUGAAUCUUCAGAGACCAAUCCCACGGCAAGCGAGAGCGUGACGCAAACAGUCCCGAAAAAGCCUCCCAUCCCGCCUCCCGUCCCCAUGAAAAAGCGGAAGGAGCGUCUGCUGAACGGCCUGUGCCACCCCGCUCAGCUGCCCCUGCCCUCCCCCGCACUCCCUGUGCUUCCCGCUCGGUCUCCCAUCUCUGCCGACCCCUCCCUGCCCCCUACGCCCGGCACCCCACCUGCGCUGCCCCCAGCUUGGCUCUCAGACCUCCCUGAAUCAGCAUGCCCCCAGAUGCACGGGGCCAAGAUGGUGGUUUGGAAGAAGGUGUCCCACGGCAAGACGGCCGACCUGGAGUCACUGCUGCAGGACCGGCUAAUGGCCGAGGGCAUCGACCUCACGGAGGAGCCCUACUCAGACAAGCACGGCCGCUGUGGAGUCCCCCUGUGUCUGAUCCAGAGAUACACUGAGGACCUGGGCCAGGCCGCCAAGGAGGUGGCAUCCACCAUGGAUUCGCUGCGGGUCAAGCAACUGCGCAGGCUGCAUCGCAUGGCCAUCCCGUCCGAUGGCUUGGCGGAUGUGAGCAGGAAGCCGUUGCUUCCAGGCGGUGUGAGCACCACGUCCGACUGGCUCGUGUCUGUGGGGCUGCCCAUGUACAUCGGCGGCUUCAAGGCGGUGGGCCUGGACUCGCUGGAGCACGUCACCAGCCUGACGGAGCAGGUUCUGCUGCGGGCGGGGGUCCAGGAGGAACGGCAUGUCCAGCGGCUGCUGGAGGAGGCCCGCAGGGUGCAGAUGCUGUAGCGCAGGCGGACUGACACGUGCUUGCGACACAGAUGCAUGCACACAGACGCGUGCCUGCCAUGCUGACCUGGCCCCUCACCAUGUGUGGUGUGUGCAGGUUGCAGUCUGCCCCGCCUCAGAACAAACUCCAUGGUUACGGCAUAGAUGCGGUUCAGGCGAUUGGCAUCACCUGUGUGAAAGACUGCACAGCUGAGUUGCACCGGACAGAGACAAUGCAGCUCGCUGCAAGCGCAGCCACUGCCAAGUUUAAUAUUUUUUUUGAGUGAUUCUUCUUGAUGUUUUCUGACUGUUAGGGGGGCCUUCUAAAUGCUCCCCCCCCCCCCACUGAAAGUCAUCAACCUUGAAACGGGUGACUGAGGAGCUGCCUUUUUUGGAGAGAUAGCACAAGGUUUUGUUUGACAUUAUAGAUUUAUAUUGAAAUAUAUCAGACUGUUAGCUCAUUCUUUUAAUCAAGCACUCCAUUUGUCUCUUCCUGCUUGCCGUAGACAGCAGUGUGGCCAAAGCAUUUUUGAAUCAUUUUUCUUCAAAGCUCUUAAGCUGAUUGUGAUUCCAAGUCAUGACAGUGACCCCAUGUUAAAGGAUGAACUGUCUGUGGUCACGCCCACGAAACAAAAAAAAUGACAGGAACCUUCCCUGUGCUGUACAAAGACUGGUGUUAUGAUUCGUGCUGACAGACGGGGUUUGUGUUACAAGCAGGGGUCACACUCGGUGUUUCUGUGUUUAGCGUCUCUAAACACAGAUCUUAAUCAGUACUAACUCGUAUUGUUUUUAUUUCGUGAAGCAGCUUGCUUUCCUUUUGCGAAGAGUAUACGCCGCUUGUUUUACGUUGCCUUAGAAGUAAGCUUAAAAGCUUAGUGGUGAUUGCUGACUGCUGUGGGGUACAGUGACUGCGGUCCCGUGCGGUUUGGCGCGUGUAGACGCUUCUCUGCUCUCCCAGCCUGUGACACCCUCUCACUUAGGCUCCCAGUGGCUCUUGCUUGCUGUUCGGUUUUCUGUGAAGUUUCUCUCAGCUUUUAAAUGUGGGUCGAUGGCCAUCCUGUUUCAGACGUGACAUCAUUCGGCUGCAGACACACACGGGCGUUACCUCGUGGGGGCCACUCUCAUCCUACACACACAGUUAUAUCUGAAGAUUGUACAAGAAAUGCUGGUUUAUAUAUAUAUAUAUAUAUAUAUGUGUGUGUGUGUGUGUGUGUGUGUGUCUGCGCGCGCUUUCGAUCCUGCUCCUAAUCAUGUUUACAGGUGUGUGCAAACUUGAAAUAUGCAGUGAGAAAAAAAAUAUCUGCGGUUUGAUUGAGCGAUCAUCUUAUCUUUUGGUGCUCGUGACGGUUUAGCCGAAGGGAAUGUGACCGACAUGUCUGAUCAUGUAUAUCAGGGAUGGCAGCUGGGAAUCCAGGAGAAACGAAUAUGGUGUUUACGGGCCGGGGUCUCCAUGGAGACCCCAGUCACUUCAAGCACACUGGCUAGUGAGGGGCGCUGAUAUCCUGUAGCCUGCCACAUGCCGGAAGAAUCUGUAAUCAGGGAUUGUCACUUUUCGUUAUCCAUGGUUUAGGCCUGGCUUACUGCCACUCCUGUCUGUCCUCUAGGUGAAAUGUUAACGUCGUGUUUGCGGUCAGGCUGACAGCAUAAAUGAACGUUUCUAAUAAGGUUGACCAAGGUAACACGUUUAAGCACAUGGUGACGAACGUGCCUCAACGCAGGAGUUCAUGUUAAGGCUGGUUUAGAGAGCACUUAGGAUGGGAUGUACUGAAGACUGGAUGCACAGCAGUAUUCCGGCAUGGGAAUGUUUCUGCUGGUUCCGGAGUCCCUCUCUAGAUUCCGCAUGCAGGUGUGAAUCCGCACGGCACAGUAACACCCAGCAGGUGCAGAUCAGUGAAGAUGCCGCCGUCAUGGCCUACUGGCAGACACACCACGUUUCACCAGCAGAGGGCAGUCUAAUGGGGCAAGCUGCCAGGAGCCGGGAUCCCCCUCCCCAGCUCAAACCCACCGACUCCCCUGUCAGGUGACCCUCCACCAGAAGUGUCCAGGUUCCCCCUUGGUAAUAUACCGACAGACCGUGACGUAACAAAAUGUAAUAAUGCAGAGGUCCGACCAAUCAGCUGUGGCUUCAGGACACAGACUGUCCUUUUAUCUGUAAACAUUCCACACGGGCUGCAGGUGGUGCUUUGCUCUGAUUGGGCAGCGAGGCCCGUCACAAACUCACAGAUCAGCAUCUUCUUCAGAUUCACCCACCACAACAGGGAAGCCCUGCAGUACAAAACAUCAUUAAUGUUACCCCUUAAAGCACUUUAAAGAGGUUCAAAAUAAACAGUUUCCCCAAGCUGAGAAUUUUUUAAAAAGCAUUUUACAUUUAUACUGAGGGUGUGAAUUAGUUUAUGCUGGUUUAAGCAGUUUUUUUUUAUUAUCAUCACAAAUUGACAUCAUGAUUUAAGCAAAUUAUAAAAUUUCCCAUAUUAAGCUUCCCGUAUACAACUGUAAAGCAAUGAUUGACUAAUUGAUCUGAGUUCCACUUAAUUACUUCCAAUUUUUGUCUUGUCAGAAACAUAAUUACAUAUAUGAAAUUAACAAAUGUUGCACAAUCUGUGUAUGUAAUUCAUAUUUAAAUAACUUAUUUUCUUUUUGCUUUUCAUAUCAAAUGUAAUUAUUAGCUGUAUUAUACACAUAGCAAUACCCUCUUACAAAUUGCUUUAGCCAGAAAACCUACAGUAUGUAAUGUAAAAUAUGUGUACAAAUUAUUUUAUGCUGUUUCAGCUAGCUAAUAAUCGCCUAUACAGAUAUGCUUGUAUUGAAACAUAAAAGGUCUAAAACUAUUUGUUUCUUCUGAAAUGUAAUAAAAAUCUUUCUUGGCAUUAAAA